Molecule: messenger RNA, 1207 nt
Organism: Sinocyclocheilus grahami
Lineage: Eukaryota; Metazoa; Chordata; Actinopteri; Cypriniformes; Cyprinidae
Exons: 4
Coding region: 122-1207 (361 amino acids)
Source: RefSeq, a predicted model, not a curated record
GAAAGCGACUGUGUCACGCGCCAUCUUCAGAGAACUCAAACUCAGAAAAUGUCGUCGUAUGUUACGGCCUGAAAUCAAGUUUCUCAUCAAGUGGGAAGAGGAGGAGAAACCUGCCUGAGAAAUGAGUGUGUAUGAGGAGAGAGAGGAUGAGACUACUGUUGACGCUCAGAGAGCAGCAUCUCCAGGAUUCAGCUGUGUGUCUAUGAAGAGUAACAACUCCAUGCAUCUGCCCCCUUUUCUCAGUGGUGUUGACACUCAGAGAGCAGCAUCUCCAGGAUUCAGCUGUGUGUCUGUGAAGAGUAACAACUCCAUGCAUCUGCCCCCUUUUCUCAGUGAUGUUCACACUCAGAGAGCAGCAUCUCCAGGAUUCAGCUGUGUGUCUGUGAAGAGUAACAACUCCAUGCAUCUGCCCCCUGAACUCAGUGAUGUUGACGCUCAGAGAGCAGCAUCUUCAGGAUUCAGCUGUGUGUCUAUGAAGAGUAACAACUCCAUGCAUCUGCCCCCUUUUCUCAGUGGUGUUGACACUCAGAGAGCAGCAUCUCCAGGAUUCAGCUGUGUGUCUGUGAAGAGUAACAACUCCAUGCAUCUGCCCCCUUUUCUCAGUGAUGUUCACACUCAGAGAGCAGCAUCUCCAGGAUUCAGCUGUGUGUCUGUGAAGAGUAACAACUCCAUGCAUCUGCCCCCUGAACUCAGUGAUGUUGACGCUCAGAGAGCAGCAUCUUCAGGAUUCAGCUGUGUGUCUAUGAAGAGUAACAACUCCAUGCAUCUGCCCCCUUUUCUCAGUGAUGUUGACACUCAAAGAACAGCAUCUCCAGGAUUCAGCUGUGUGUCUAUGAAGAGUAACAACUCCAUGGCUAUUCCCCCUUUUCUCAGUGAUGGAUCUGCUGUGAACUCUGGACCUGGCAGGAAGAGAAAGAAAGCAGCAUCUCCAGUAUCCAACUGUGUGUCCAUGAAGAGAAAUAGAAUGAUCCACACAUCAGAAUCCCUGAAUGAUCCACACAUGUUCAGGACUGGAGCAGUGCGCUUUGACCCUGUUGGUAAAAAAGCUGUUUCCUCACCGACCGGCACAUCCCCCUACUGUCAGAACAACUUCAGUCAUCAUGACACAGUAGCAAACCUGCAGCUCAAUUUAGACCAACCAAUGCAUGUUGAUCUGCAGAGAAUCAAAGACCAGCACAAAACCAGCAUGAAGAACAAGUCACAGUGA